Messenger RNA from Jaminaea rosea, 1809 nucleotides. RefSeq names its product MFS general substrate transporter. Bases 1 to 1809 code for a protein of 602 amino acids. The record is from RefSeq and is a predicted model, not a curated record. NCBI's taxonomy places the organism in Eukaryota, Fungi, Basidiomycota, Exobasidiomycetes, Microstromatales. Gene Ontology annotation, molecular function: transmembrane transporter activity. Gene Ontology annotation, biological process: transmembrane transport. The transcript has 3 exons.
AUGGCGAGCUCAAAAGGUCGCCCGGAAACGGCCGUCAGCAAGGCGACGAGCAGCAGCGAAACAGGCGGCGGUGCUGUCCCCCCGGAUCGUACGCCACGCUCCACCCCUUGGGCCCCGCACCAUACCCCCUUCUCCCGCAUCCUCUCCGCCCACUAUCCCGGGGAUGGCACUCCCUCCUCCCCCUACCUGAUCGGCUGGCUGGACAACGACGCAGAGAAUCCGCAGACCCUCGCCAAGAGCCGCAAAGUCUUCCUCACCGGAUUCGUCAGCAUAGCCACGUUGGCCGUCGCGCUCGCCUCGUCAGCUUACAGUGGGGCCAUCGAUUCGAUCAGGGCUGAUCUUGGUGGAAGUCAAGAGGUUCUCGUGCUGGGAGUGUCCAUCUUUGUGCUGGGCUUCGCGGUGGGACCACUCUUGUUCGCGCCGUUGAGCGAGUUCUGUGGGAGGCGUACCGUCUUCAUUGGAACGUACUCGGCCAUGACCCUCUGGCAGGCCGUCUCGCCCGCCGCGCCUAACUUGGGGGGACUGAUCGCCUUUAGGUUCUUGGCGGGCGCCUUUGGGUCGAGCGCGCUCACGAACUCGGGGGGGACCAUCGCCGACGUCUGGGAUGCGAAUACGCGAGGUUUGGCUAUGGCCCUCUUCGCUGCGGCGCCCUUCCUAGGACCCACGCUCGGUCCCAUCACUGGCGGCUUCUUAGGCGAAUCGGCUGGCUGGCAAUGGGUCGAGGGCUUCCUCGCCAUCUUCUCGGGUGUCAUCGCCAUCGCGGGCAUGCUCUUCCUCUCCGAGACGUAUGCACCCUACCUCCUGCGUGAGCGGGCGAAACUCCUCCAAGCCGCGACGGGCAAGCACUACAUUAGCGCUCUGGACGAGGGUAAGGACAUCAGCCUCAAGACGCAGUUCAAGGUGGCGCUGGCACGGCCAUGGCAGCUGCUGGCAAGAGAGCCCAUCGUUGUGGUCCUGUCCCUCUACAUCGCUGUCAUCUACGCCACGCUCUACUCCUUCUUCUCCGCUUUCCCCCUCGAGUUCCAAGUACUGCGCGGCUGGUCCCCCGGGAUCGGCGGGCUAGCCUUCCUCGGCAUCCUGGUGGGCAUGCUCCUCUCCCUCGUGUACGUAGUCGCCUACGAGAACCCGCGAUACGUCCGCAAGAGCGACGCGUUGGGGGGCUCCACCCCUCCGCCGGAGGAGCGCCUCCCCGCCGCAAUGGUGGGCUCCGUCCUCGUCGUUGUGGGGCUGGCCGUCUUUACCGGUACCAACGGACCAGACGUCUUCUGGCUGGCGCCCAUCAUUGCCAGCGCCCCCUUUGGUGCGGGGAUGGUCUUGCUCUUCUUGGGGAUUCAGAACUAUCUCGUCGACUCGUACCUCGUUUACAGCGCGUCCGUCCUAGCGGCGAACAGCUUGAUUCGAUCCGUACUCGGCGCGGUAUUCCCGCUCAUCACCGACUACAUGUACAACCCGGUCAAUUGCCCCCUUGCGACGUGCGGGAUCAAGGUCGGGGCAGGGAUCAGCCUUGCGCUGGCUUUCGUCUGCCUGCCGGCGCCCUUUGUGCUCUACAGGAAGGGGGCGGGGAUCAGGCGCAAGUGCAAGUACGCGGCGGAGGCGGCUAGGAUCUUUGAUCAGAUGAACAAGAAGGAGUCGCAGCGUGAGACCGAGGGGGAGGGCCACGGAGGCGAGGGCGAUGUUGAGAAGAGCGGGGAGCGAGUGCGUGAGGCUGAGCGUGAGGAGCAAGCGUCGCCUACUGAGACGGCGCACGAAGAGGAGCGCGAGCACAGUGGGAGUGGUAGCGGUAAGAAGCUCAACGCGCGCGAGUCGUGA